AAAACAGUGAAUCUUUUAACUGGGUAUCCCCGUGCAUAACUUUCCCUUUGAGGUCCCUAAUGUGCCAUCUGUUUAUGCCUGAGCAAGCUGACACAGUUCAUGAUAUGCGGGGCUGCUGGAAUUUGUGUACACGUGGUCAUCGCGCCGCAACUUGGGGAAAACCCCAAACCAUUUCUCCUUAUCGGCCCCUUCACAACAGUGGGCUAAACCCGCCACACGCAAACGACAAAUGAGACACACAAUGCAUCAUUUAAAUUGCCUUAAGUUUUCAACUCGCCAUCAUUUCAAAAGCGUAAUAUUCCACCAGCAUAUUUCCAAAAGAAAAAUUAGUGACACGUGUGAAAGUAAAAUAAUCACACUUACCAAAAGUAAAGAGUAUGACCAUUUGAAAAUUUACAGGAGUAAUAUUUACAAUGGCUUAUACGAGAAUCAAAUUUUACAAGGAGUCAAAGUACACAGAGUCGACCCUGAGGGGUACGGAGAAAUAGCGAUAUACUCAGCAAGGCAACACUUUUUGUUUUUCUUAAAAUUCUUUUUAUUAAUUCCAGACGAGCAAGUCAAUUUAAAAGUUCUGGACAUAAAUAAAAAGAAAAAAAAAACAACCUUCCAAGUGCUAUGCAAAACGAGAAAGAGCAAAUACGAAAUUGUGCCCCGGUGUGAAUACUUUUCCAAAUGUGGGGGGUGUAUAUAUCAACAUAUCGACUACAAAUUUGAACGGAAAUUAAAAAAAAAUCUCUUGAUUAGUUUGUGUGAAAAGUAUAACAUAAAUGUGUUAGCUAGUGGAAAAGAUUACCUACAAAAUGAUCACUACUUUUGUGAGGAGGAUCAACAGGAUGAGGAAGACCAGCUCGAGAUUUCCCAAAUAAAGAGGGAGUAUACAUCUUCCGACUUGGAAGAGGAAGACAGAGCUGCUCAAACGAAUAGUAGAAGUGGCAGUUGCACCACUCGGGGCCGCAACCCUGAUCAAGCAAGCUCCAUACCGAGUCACGAAAGCAGCCGCGAACAUGGGGACAGCCCUAAGGCUAAGCGUGCGAACUGCGCAAGGAUGUACGAUUUUUUAUUUUCAAACGAUUACCAUUACAGAAAUAAAUCCUCCAUAAACUUAUCCGUAACUGACAGUUUAUCAAUCGGCUUCUACAAAAGGCGCAGCUACGAAAUUUGUGACGUAGACAAAUGUCACAUUCACGAUGAACAUAUACAAAAUGUGUAUGAACAAAUUAAAAAGGAAAUAUUAGACAAUUUUAAAAAAAAUUAUAUUUACGUAUUUAACAAAAUAAAUAACAGUGGCUACCUAAAAAGUGUAGACAUAAAACUGAGCAAGCACAACUCUGAGCACCAAAUUUUAGUGAGCUUUAUUGGCUUUUCGCUAAAUGACAAGGCAAAAAAAGCUCUCACAAAAAUUUCCCUCCACUUAGCCUCUAAAAAUACAUCCAUUAAAGGCAUCCUAUACAACGUCGAAACGAAUAAAUUAAAACAAAACAGAAAUCAAGUCAUUUUAUACGGCCAAAAUUACAUCUAUCAUUCCUGUGGGGGGUAUACCUAUAAAUUAGGAGCCAACACCUUUUUCCAGCCAAAUCAGCACCUAAACGAAUGCAUCGUACAGAUCAUUCUUAAAUUAGUGAAGAGUUACAAAAUAAAUGCCAAACAAUCUUGCGUGUAUGACCUUUUCUGUGGGAUUGGUUUUUAUUCCCUCCCUCUUUCUGACCUAUUCGGCCAAGUUAUCAGUAUAGAUUACUCCAUAGAUAAUAUAAAAAACUUAGAAGAAAACGUAAAAAUGAAUAACGUGAAAAACGUAAAAUGCUUCAAUUUGAAUUUGUUUAACCUGCACAGUUUGAGGCAAAUCAACCUUCACAUCAGGAGGUACAUUGUCAAUUUGGUCAAACAGAAAAAUUAUGACGUGUAUUACCUCUUGAAGGAGAAGCUUCAUUCCACGUACGUAUCAGCAGACAGUGAAGGGGCCCUUGUGGAGAACUUGCAGGUUAUAGGAGCAUUGGGGGGGAAGGGCUGUAGCUGCGCCCGAGGCUGUUUUCGAGGCUGCAUUCGAGGCUGUCUUCGAGACUGCGAUCGAGGCUGUUUUCAAGCCUGUGUUGUGUCCGUGUGUCUACCUAUGGUCGUUCACUCCCCUUAUAGCAGCUUGCCAAAUUUCAUUUAUGAACAUUUAAACGAAUGGCCCUCCAAAGAGGCGAACGGAAAUGUAUGCAACAGUUUGGCCAAAAAUGGCCACACAGAUUAUGAUGACCAUGUUUUGCAAAAUGCACAGGAUGGAAAAUUUCCGACGGUGGAUUCGAACAAAGUAGACGAAGAUUCCUACUCGUCUAGAGAAUUUGUCAUUCCAGUCCCCGACUUAGUGAUCAUUAACCCUCCGCGGAAGGGGUGCGAAAAAGUAUUCAGAAGAUGGCUACGGGGGCUCUGCUGUCGGUACAUCAUCUACAUAUCAUGCAAUGCGAACAGCCAGUUUCGGGACAUCAACCAUUUGACCAACUUGGGGUAG
Molecule: messenger RNA, 2491 nt
Organism: Plasmodium cynomolgi strain B
Lineage: Eukaryota; Apicomplexa; Aconoidasida; Haemosporida; Plasmodiidae
Exons: 5
Coding region: 230-2491 (753 amino acids)
Biological process (GO): RNA processing
Source: RefSeq, a predicted model, not a curated record